AUGACGGUAUACUCGAGAGUCGAAGAUACAGCAGUAUAUGGCUUUGUCUCAUCCAUAAAGGUUUCGCAUAUUGAAGUGGUUGCUUUGCAGAAAUUCUGGCUGCGUAACACAGAAUAUGACAUCUUAACGCUCUCGCUCUUUCGUGUUGUGAAAAUGGAAGUCAAUACACCACCCCCAUCAUCCCAAAAUCCAUCCUCAGAACUCUCCUACCAACCCGCCGGCGCACAACCACUAGCAUCACCAACUCCCAUCCCCAACGACAACCACGAUGUCUACCACAUAAUAUCCUCCUACCCCUUCCACACAGACCAUGACUACCUGCUAGGUCUCGCAGCCAUCCUAGGGCACCCCGCAACACCGCCUACCGAAGCAGAACUCCGCGACAACGAAGGCCUCGUCCUCCAAACGCAAUGCUUCUAUUUCGCUCGUAAACACGGUCUAGCAGAAGGAAUAGAUGUCAACGCCUACAAACAAUGGCUAGCUCUGCGCGCAAACCUCCAACCAUUUGAGCAUCUGAACGGAAUAGUAGGAGGAGCAGCAGAAACAGGAGAAGAAAGACAACAAAUGACCUCGCCCGUCCCUCGUCCUCACGCACCAACCCCAGCCACAGCAGCAGCAGCAACAACGCUGAACGAGCAGCCUCAUCAGCAACUCCCGUCUCCGCCUCCGCAAAGUACACAAAAUACAUCAACAGCAGCAGAACCAACUCCACCCUACCCAACAUCCUUCGCCGACAUAGUCGACCUCAUAACACAGAACAAACCCAUCCCAGGCAUCGAAACCAUUCCAGACACGGUCCUCGAACCAGGAAGCUCGAAAGUCGACAGGACAACGAGAAGGAGAAAACCUUGGGAACGAGACGACGAGGGAAAUGGCACCAGUUUAGACGUAGAUGUGGACGUGGACGCGCACAGACGUACUGGCGAGGGUGUGUUGAAGAUAUUGCAGCCUGGAGCGGUGCCGGAUUCGGGUCUGUUGGCGCAGGAGUGA
Lithohypha guttulata is the source of this 990-nucleotide messenger RNA. RefSeq lists its product as uncharacterized. Bases 1 to 990 code for a protein of 329 amino acids. The transcript has a single exon. The record is from RefSeq and is a predicted model, not a curated record. NCBI's taxonomy places the organism in Eukaryota, Fungi, Ascomycota, Eurotiomycetes, Chaetothyriales, Trichomeriaceae.